CCUCCGUCUUUUUUGGCCACUCUGGGCACCCGUAACGUAAAGCAACGGCUCACUUGACGGCAGUCGCCCAAAAGCAGGCUACUGGGACAAGGCUAACAUAAGAUAUGAACUCCCUGGAACAGGCCGAAGACCUGAAGGCCUUUGAGAGAAGAUUGACAGAAUAUGUCUCUUGUUUGCAACCUGCAACGGGAAGGUGGAGAAUGAUCCUGAUAGUGGUGUCUGUUUGUACGGCUACUGGGGCUUGGAACUGGUUAAUAGACCCGGACACACAGAAAGUCUCUUUCUUUUCAUCACUGUGGAAUCAUCCCUUCUUCACCAUCAGCUGCGUCACUCUCAUAGCUCUCUUCUUUGCCGGGAUACAUAAACGAGUUGUGGCACCAUCAAUUAUUGCUGCCCGCUGUCGAACAGUUUUAGCCGAAUACAACAUGUCCUGUGACGACACAGGGAAACUCAUCCUCAAGCCUCGACCGAACAUCCAGUAACCACGAGCUGGCGUGAGGAGGCGGGACAGACUCGGCGCUUGCUAAUAGCCACGAUCAUUCGUCCUGACUGCAGUCUGAACGGCACUGAGGCGGACAUUGUCAUCACCGUGGAAAUGUAUUUGGAAGCGACAGAAGACAUUAAUUUAUAGGGUCUUUUAAUUGGCUCACUGUGCUGAUGCCACAAUUGAAGAUGAGCUCAGAUGUGUUUAUUUCUGUUUCUGAUCCUGAGCAUGUAUUUUAAAUGUUUCUAUUUUUUAAAAUGCUUUACCAAAUAAAUACUUCAGUUGCAAAAAAAA
Gasterosteus aculeatus aculeatus (three-spined stickleback) is the source of this 778-nucleotide messenger RNA. It is a transcript of the gene cnep1r1, whose product is annotated as CTD nuclear envelope phosphatase 1 regulatory subunit 1. NCBI's taxonomy places the organism in Eukaryota, Metazoa, Chordata, Actinopteri, Perciformes, Gasterosteidae. The record is from RefSeq and is a predicted model, not a curated record. Gene Ontology annotation, cellular component: Nem1-Spo7 phosphatase complex; cytoplasm.